GCCAAGGUUCAAGUUCGAUCUAUCUAAAUCAUGAAAUGGAAAUAGAUCAAGAUGCCUCGCGCAUCAAUUUUGAUAAAUCUGUCGAUAAAGAACGCUGUUAUAACGAAUGGCAAAAGGUCAUGGAAUACAGUUCAAUUAUUACAGAAUAUGCCACAUCUCCGAAUGGUCAUAGUCAAUAUUCUAGCGAUGAAAUAAGUACACCCACCUCUUCACAAAAUUGGCAUGCAUAUGAUGAUAUUCCAGGUGUAUCAACGCCGAUAAUUGAUGAAUCUCGUCAAUCCGAUUAUAUGAUCGAGAAUCACCGCAAAUUACUAGAAUCUAGUUCAAAAUACCCACCAUUAACUGUUGAACAGCAGAUUCAAAUUGCAAAGUAUCUGGAUUUACAUGGAGAAUAUGAACCUUCGU
Messenger RNA from Racocetra persica, 405 nucleotides. Lineage: Eukaryota; Fungi; Glomeromycota; Glomeromycetes; Diversisporales; Gigasporaceae. The record is from the annotation of a GenBank genome assembly.